CCAAUCAGCGCGCUCGCUGAGCCAAUUUAAAUGGCCGCACCUGCUGCAAAGCAAAAUUGUGAGUUCUCGUCCUGUUUUGUACACAAUUCACGCGGACCUUUGGACUAAUUCGUAUUUUCUUUGACCAGACAACGUGAAUUGACUCAAAGAAACGGUUUGGCUUGGCCUGAUUUCGUCUAUGAAGCCGUGAGGACAUGAAUGGGGGCAGAGACGAUGCUUUUCGCACCAUGUACCAGUUGUCCCCGGCGCAGUUUUCCGAGAAAAUCGCCCGAGCCCGGGGGACAGCGGACGAGGGGCAAAUCUACUCGAUGCAAAUGCUCAUGGAGAACACGAAUUUUGAGUACAUCACGGCUGAAGACGGUCCCUUGAAAAUCGAGCUGCGAGACAAGCUGCAAGAUUUGGUGGAGUCGUGGGUGUGCUCGACGCCGGUGUCGAGAAAAUUCUACUGGUACACGAUUCACAUGCUGGUCACCAGGUCACUGAAGGCACCGCAAAAUAUUGAGAAUCCAGCUAGAAAAGUGGCCGAUGCGUUUUUGGCUCUGGCAAAAUACGCCGGAAAUAUUUUCUCCAACCCUUGGAGGCCCGAAUUCCGGCAGAUAACUCUCUUUGGAGGGUUCUGGUACCACGAAGUGGGAGCUGUGCUGGAUAACCCAAAUUGGAUCCUCAGCAAACUCGGAUAUGCACCUACCAGAGAAAACGAGCACAUUUGGGAACUGUCUUCAGACAUUUCUGUUGAGACCCUGGGCGAAAUCCACUGGGCCUCCCUGGAUUGCUUCGUGGCUGCAGUCGAGUGCCAGAUGAUAUCUCGCAUCUUAAACUCUGUGCUAAGCCAAGAGCCGAGCGUGAGCCUGGACGAGGUGCUGCAGUACCGAGAAGCACACGUCGGCUCGUGGGAGUACGCCGUGCAGGGCCUUCUGUACCAGGCGCGCGCCCAGCGUUACGCCUCGCACUCGCAGCCCUACCCGUACCCCCUCCCUCAUCCCCCUCCCCCUCCUCCUCAUCAGCAGCAGCAUCAACCUUGGUACCACCACCACCACCAACAGCAGCACCAGCACCACGCCGCUCAGGUGCCGCAAGUGCCGCCCCCUCCGCAGGUCUACUGUCCGCCGGCGGCACCGCACGAGGAAGCGCUCUACUACAACCACCUGCAGCACCAACAGCCGGCGCCGCAGUACUACCCGGCCACCUACCAGCAACAAAGCCCAACCUACCUUUCCUACCAGUAUCCGCAGCCGGCGCCGCAGCCACCCCCUCCCCCUCCGCCCCAGCAGCAGCAGCAGCAGCAGCACUACGCCCAACCCUACUACGAGCAGUUUGACCCCUAUCACCCGCAGCCUCCGGUCAAUCAGCUGGAACAAAUGCAAAUCAAGGAAGAACCAAAGAGAGAGGCGAAGCAGCACCGGCCGGAGAGCUCAUCAUCUCGGAAGCACUCGCGCGCCAACUCGAUGGACGCGGCCGCCGACCGGCACGCUGCUCUGAAGAAAAAGGAGGAGAAAAAGGACCACACGUGGGACUACGUGUACUCGGACCUGAGCUCCAAGGGCUACACCAAGGACCUGGGCUCGCGGCCCAACAUCCUGUCCGCCGCCGAGUCGAAGCGGGAGCAGCAGCAGCAGCAGCCGCCCCCUCCCCCUCCGGCGCCCAAGGAAGAAAAGGAGGGGAAGCAGGAGGGUGGUGGCGACGCGCUGGAGUGGAAGUGCAACGCGUGCACCUUCCUGAACCGCGCCGAGAGCAAUAUCUGCAGCAUUUGCUUCAAGUCGAAAGACCCGGUGCCCGAGGUCAAGGUGCCCAACUUCGGCCCCGAGUGUCCAAAGUGCACCUUCAAAAACUAUGUCGGACGCGACUACUGUGAUGCGUGCGGCGCCCUCCUCCGCUCGCCUAGUCUCGUCGAAGACCUUGUUUGAACCCUUUUCUUUGUUUGUGUCCGCCAGGUGCACCAGUUUCGUUUGUUAAUCAGAGUUAUUUAAUCGUUGAUCUUAUUGUUUUUCUCCUUUAACCUGUGACAUACCAGGACUGUGAAUUUUAGACCAAUGAACGUUUUCUGGGCUUCCAGCCAUUAAAUUAGCACAAAACAUGCAAUUUAAAACAUUUUUCAGAGAUUAAACAGUUUGAAAGCAUAUUAAACUAAAAUUUCUCGGAAAAGCUGUUUUUCCUGGAAAAUAACCAAAUUAGGGCCGUAUAUUUUGAAAAAUAUCCAACGAAAAGAUAAAAUCUUGACUGCAAGUCGUUAAAUUUCUGUACGUGGUUUUCCCAGAGCACUUUUCUAUUGAAAAUAUUUGGAAAACAUGUAAUUUUCCACAAGUGGAGCACAUCAUUCGAUUCAUCUCACUAAGCAGUAUCAAAAAAUGUAAAAUUUAUUGGAAUCUGAUUAAGUUUUUCCUUUCCCCAAUUUCCCGUAAAAGCCAUUUUAUCAAUUGACUCGCUCUUAUCAAAUUUGAUAUAGCCAAACUAAAGCUUCAUUUUAUGAAAACCACCUGGGAAAAAAUUACAGCUUACAGAAAGCCAUCAAAGUCCUGCACGCGAUUUUCCCAAUAAACGUUUCCGCUGGAAAUUGUGGAAAAUCCUGAAUUUUACUAUAAAUAUGCAAGUUCCGCAUUAUUCGAUGCGUCUCACAGAGCAGAUUCCAAAAAUUUAAAAUUUUUAGAAACCCGACCACUUCAAUUUUAUUUUCUCCCCAAUUUCCCGGAUAAGCCGUUUCAAAAAUUGAUUCUUAUUUUGCGGCAGAAAGAAAUUUUGAAAUGGUGAAAAUUUAUGAAAGACUGUUUUUGAAAAAUCAAAUUGUUCCUUCUAGCCGUUACAUUUCUGCAUGUGAAUUUCGCGGAAAAUUUCGGAAAAAUCCCGAUCUGUUUCUAAAUUAUUGAAAUGACACAUCAUUCGAUUCGUCUCAAUGAGUUGAUUUCAAAAAUGUAAAUUUUAUUGAAAUUCGCCCACUUUAAAAAAUCAUGGUAGAAGUGGAAUCGAAAAUAUUUUGUCUAAAAUUCACAGCCCUAGAUAUUAAGAAUUCUGAGGAAAUGCAUUUGCUUUUUGAAUUAGAUAAAUAAUCUCCUAUGAAAGUGCCUUUACGAAAUUACAUCCCAAAAAUUAAAAUAAUAAUUAUGCUUCCAAAAUAAGUCAUGAAAUUCGCCCCGUGUGCAAUAUAAUAAUUAUGUUUCCUCGUUUGCUUCCUUUGUGCCAUAGGCUGAAAGCGAAUGUAACACGUUGACUGAUGUGAGAUCACUAAAAAUCUUAAUGUGUACAAUGGGCUGUUAACACUAAAAGAUUUCAUAAAUAAAAUCUCGUUAACUUUAUUUAUUCCAACAAUUUCGUCUUCAUUUUAACACACACAGCUUAGCUUACCCCCAUACGUUUGAAAAUAGUUGUUAUUAAAUAUUGCUUUAGUUUCUUUCAUUGCUUUUCAAGGAAGCUCUCGCAGUAUUAAAAAUAUAUAUUUUUUUAAUUUUUCUGAGCCUUAAUAUACCAUUACGGUGAUUGGAAAAUAAUUAUUAUACAACAAACAAUAUUUUAAAUCGAU
Molecule: messenger RNA, 3511 nt
Organism: Cloeon dipterum
Lineage: Eukaryota; Metazoa; Arthropoda; Insecta; Ephemeroptera; Baetidae
Product: protein tamozhennic-like
Exons: 6
Coding region: 195-1904 (569 amino acids)
Cellular component (GO): cytoplasm
Source: RefSeq, a predicted model, not a curated record